Messenger RNA from Sorghum bicolor (sorghum), 1624 nucleotides. RefSeq names its product porphobilinogen deaminase, chloroplastic. Gene Ontology annotation, cellular component: cytoplasm. Bases 228 to 1268 code for a protein of 346 amino acids. Gene Ontology annotation, biological process: heme biosynthetic process. NCBI's taxonomy places the organism in Eukaryota, Viridiplantae, Streptophyta, Magnoliopsida, Poales, Poaceae. The record is from RefSeq and is a predicted model, not a curated record. Gene Ontology annotation, molecular function: hydroxymethylbilane synthase activity. The transcript is spliced from 5 exons.
GAAACCUUGAAGUGCGGUGCUAUAGACAGAUUGAUGAUCUUUUUGAUGGUAUGCUAUAUAAAUGAUGAAAUUUGAUGGUAUAUUAUUCAGUACCGAGCAAAAUUUGAUGGUAUAGAUGAAAUUUCCUGAACUUGACCCCCCUCGCACAUCUCGGCGUCUCCUCCCUCCGUCCCUCGCGCGCACAGUCCUCUAACCCUCUCUAGGCCGCCGGAGAUGGUGUCGCUGCGAUGCGCCACCGCGCGCCACUCCCUCCUCGGCCCGCCGACCUGCCUCGCGCGCCCGCGGCGGCGGGCGUGCCCCGUCGCCGUGGAGGCCGUCUCGCAGGCCAAGGUCCCCCUAAUCCGGAUUGGGACGCGUGGAAGGACAGUGAUCUUGCUCUUGCACAAGCCCGUGAAACUCGAGAUAAACUGAAAGCUGCACACUCUGAAUUAGCUGAGGAGGGGGCUGUUGAGAUCAUCAUUAUAAAGACCACAGGAGACAUGAUCUUGGACAAACCCCUUGCAGAUAUUGGUGGCAAGGGUUUAUUCACCAAGGAGAUAGAUGAUGCGAUCUUGCAGGGAAGGAUUGAUAUUGCUGUUCACUCUAUGAAAGAUGUCCCAACAUAUCUACCUGAAGGAACAAUACUACCAUGUAACCUCCCGCGAGAAGAUGCUAGAGACGCAUUUAUAUGUUUGACUGCAAAUUCACUUGCGGAGCUUCCUUCUGGUUGUGUCGUCGGAAGUGCUUCCCUGAGGAGACAAUCUCAGAUUCUCUGCAGGUAUCCGUCACUCAAGGUUGUUAACUUAAGAGGAAAUGUUCAGACACGGUUAACGAAACUCAAGAACGGAGAUGUCCAUGCUACGCUGUUGGCACUGGCUGGACUAAAGCGGCUAAAUAUGGUGGAAAAUGUAACAUCUAUAUUAUCCAUGGAAGAAAUGCUUCCAGCCGUUGCCCAAGGUGCCAUUGGAAUAGCUUGCAGAAGCAAUGACAACAAAAUGAUGGAGUACCUCUCCUCGUUGAACCAUGAAGAUACCAGAUCAGCUGUUGCAUGCGAAAGAGAAUUCUUGACAGUUCUUGAUGGUAACUGCCGAACUCCAAUUGCGGCCUAUGCUCAUCGUGAUAAGGAUGGGAGUUGCUCAUUCCGAGGUCUAUUGGCUUCACCAGAUGGAUCUAAAGUAUAUGAGACAACAAGAAUUGGACCGUACUCUUUCGACGAUAUGGUUGAGAUGGGGAAAGAUGCUGGUCAUGAGCUGAAGGCAAAGGCUGGGCCUGGCUUCUAUGAUUGCUAGCAAUGGAAAGAACGAGAGUGUUGAGAGAUUUGUUUUUGUUUCUUCUUUGUCCUAGUUAUUCUAGCACUCUGGGUUAGACCCUGAACGUCCACUGUUUUGCAAUUAGCCUUGCCCUAUACCAUGCAUGAUGAUUAAGUGUAAAUCAUGCGUGUAAGAUUCGGUAUUCCUAUGGGAAGUUAGCCUGCCGAUUGAUUCUCUGAUGAGUCCCACACGGCACAUCUCUGAGGUCCAACAGAACAUUGUACGAUCUAACUAGUGGUAGAGCCGUAGAGGCGCUCCCAUUGCAAUUCCAAUGUAUCGGUGCUACUCAGGCCGUGAUACAGUUGAUUAAAACCAUGGUGAAAGGCAUCGAUGCA